Geodia barretti is the source of this 291-nucleotide messenger RNA. NCBI's taxonomy places the organism in Eukaryota, Metazoa, Porifera, Demospongiae, Tetractinellida, Geodiidae. The record is from the annotation of a GenBank genome assembly.
GACGCGAGAAGCGACGCGAGAAGCGACGCGACGCGAUUUCGGUGCGCUGUAUAUUAUACAAUGCUGUUUGCAGCCAUUGUUACAGGUUUCUUCCUCGCCUCGUGCAACUACUGUGCGUACGUGAAUGUGAGAGAAGACAAAAGGAAGGCAAUUAUGGGAAAGCAUCGCACUCCUGAAAAUAGUUUGAAGAGUGAUGCCUGGCUGGGCGGAAUUGGCGGGCUCAUGGCUCUGAAGAAAUUCAACCACAAGACAAGAAAGUUGGAUUUCAUGGAGUCCUACCGAAGAAGGACU